AUGCAGCUAGUCAUGAUGUUAAUCACAAAGAUUCUCAAGAAAACAACUGGUGAAGAUAAUAAGAAGACAGAAAUGUUUAUGACGGCUAAUCGAACGGUCCGAACUGGACUAACAGCAUCAGCUGUUAUCUCUUCCUGGCUAUGGUCAACUGCCCUCCUUGGCUCAUCGUAUGUGGGCUAUGACUAUGGUGUUGCCGGACCAUUUUGGUUCGCUGCGGGUUGUAGUCCAAUGAUUGUUUUCUUUUCUCUUUUGGGAAUUUCUUGCAAGAGGAAGAUUCCGGAGGCUCAUACCUCCCUUGAAGUGGUCAGAAUCCGCUAUGGGCGAGCCGCUCAUAUCGUCUUCAUUAUCCUUUGCCUGAUCAACAACAUCUUUGCAUGUGCUAACAUGCUGCUCGGUGCUGCUGCUGUCAUCACUGCGAUCUUUUUGACUGACUAUUUUCAUACUGCAACAAUUCUGAUCAUCGCCUGCUACUUCACUGCGAAGGCUUUCUCUGAUGACCAGGUUGGCUCUAUUGGCAACUUAUAUGAUCUUCUCAGAGCCGCGGCUGAGCGACACCCUGUGUCUGGAAAUCAAUCUGGAACUUAUCUGACCAUGACAUCAAAGAGUGGAAUUCUGUUUGGGAUUUUGCACACACUGGGCAACUUUGGCCUUGUCAUCAUGGACACGAGCUACUUCAUCAAAGCAUUCUCGGCCUCCCCUGCAGCGGUGGUUCCUGGAUACACCAUUGGUGGCAUUGCAUAUUUUGCGAUCCCAUGGGCCUUGGGAACGGUGAUGAGCUCCGUCGCUCUAGGACUCGAGAAUCAACCGAAUUUCCCUACAUAUCCUCGGAGAAUGUCAACAUCUGAGGUGAGUAAUGGACUUGUACUGCCAUAUGCUGCAAUGACAAUUGCAGGAAAGGGUGGUGCGGCAGCCUCUCUUCUUAUCACCUUUAUGGCCUGCACAUCCACUCUAUCAGCCCAAGUGAUUGCAGUCAGCUCAAUUCUGAGCUUUGACGUAUAUCGCGAAUAUUUCAAGAAAUCUGCGAUCGACCGAGAUUUAAUCCGGUCUAGUCAUUUUGGGGUGAUCUUCUUUGCGGCAUUUUCUGCUGGCUUCAGCACAAUGCUCCAUUAUGCUGGUAUUGACCUUGGAUGGACGCUGUACAUGCUGGGAGUCGUCACUUGUCCUGGCAUUUUCCCAAUGAUCUUCACCAUUCUUUGGCGUAAUCAAAGCAAGGCAGCCGCCAUUAUAUCCCCAAUUUUAGGAAUGGCCACUGGAGUGGCAGUAUGGCUCGGGACAGCCUCUCACUUCGGUGGCGAAGUGACAGUUGCAACAACUGGUGAUGUCCUUCCUUGCAUGUACGGCACAGUGGCAUCUUGUUUUUCACCUAUCAUAUACUCGGUUCUCAUCACUCUGGUCAAGCCUCAGCACUAUGACUGGAAUGAUUUCAAGAAAGAAAAGUUGGCACUUGAGAAGCUCGAGAAUGACUUGACCACGGCUCAUCAUCACGAGACGCCGACUGGAGCUGAUGACAGUGGGCUUGAGGAUGGCGGCGUGCGAAAUGUGACACUUGAUGCCAAUGAGCUUAAAAGAUGGGGCCGAAUCGCCGCGUUCUGGUCUAUUGCCACUUUCUUGGGUCAUUGGGUCUUGUGGCCUUUGCCAAUCUAUGGAUCUCGUUACGUUUUUGGGAAGAAGGCAAGUCUAUGCACAUAUGAAUGA
Penicillium malachiteum is the source of this 1695-nucleotide messenger RNA. RefSeq names its product sodium:solute symporter family protein. Gene Ontology annotation, molecular function: urea transmembrane transporter activity. NCBI's taxonomy places the organism in Eukaryota, Fungi, Ascomycota, Eurotiomycetes, Eurotiales, Aspergillaceae. The transcript is spliced from 9 exons. Gene Ontology annotation, biological process: urea transmembrane transport. The record is from RefSeq and is a predicted model, not a curated record. Gene Ontology annotation, cellular component: plasma membrane. Bases 1 to 1695 code for a protein of 564 amino acids.